AUGGAGGCCUGUGCCUCCCGGGAGCCUGAGACGGCCGAAGUGCUGUCCCAGCACAAGUUCGACCGCAAGUCCCUGGAGGACUACCUGAGCCAGCACUUGCCAGGCUUUGCGGCUGAGCCGGGGACCACGCUGUCAGUUGCUCAAUACAGAUUAGGACAAUCCAAUCCAACCUUUUAUCUCCAGAAGGGCAUUCAAGCAUAUGUACUCAGGAAAAAACCACCAGGUUCACUUCUUCCUAAAGCACACAAGAUUGAUAGGGAAUUUAAAGUCCAGAAAGCCUUGUAUUCAAGUGGAUUCCCUGUUCCCAAGCCUUUACUAUACUGCAGUGAUGCUUCUAUUAUUGGAACAGAAUUUUAUGUGAUGGAACAUGUGCAGGGGAGAAUAUUUCGUGAUUUCACUAUUCCUGAAGUUAGCCCAGCAGAGCGCUCGGCCAUAUAUGUGGCCGUGAUUGAAACCUUGGCUCGAUUACAUUCCUUGAAUGUCCAGUCAUUGCAGCUGGAGCGAUAUGGCAGAGGAGCAGGGUACUGCAAAAGACAGGUAUCAACAUGGACGAAGCAGUAUCAGGCUGCAGCUCAUCAGGACAUCCCUGCCAUGAACCAACUAUCUGAUUGGCUUGUGAAAAACUUGCCAGAUAAUGACAAUGAAGAGAGUUUGAUUCAUGGAGAUUUCAAACUGGAUAACAUAGUUUUCCACCCUAAAGAGUCUCGAGUUGUAGCAGUACUGGAUUGGGAGCUUUCAACCAUUGGUCAUCCCCUGUCAGACUUAGCUCAUCUUUCCCUGUUCUACUUUUGGCCAAGGACAGUUCCAAUGACAAAUUAUAGUUCUUAUUUUCAAGAAAACAUAGGGAUACCAUCAAUGGAAGAACUGAUUUCAAUAUAUUGCCAUCACAGGGGAAUUCAUUCUGUUCUUCCUAACUGGAACUUCUUUCUGGCUCUUUCAUAUUUUAAAAUGGCUGGAAUAGCACAGGGAGUCUAUAGUCGCUAUCUUCUGGGGAAUAAUGCAUCAGAGAAUAGCUUUCUGUUUGCCGAUAUUGUGAAACCUCUGGCAGAAACUGGAUUACAACUUUCAAAAAGAACUUUUAAUAUUAUACAACCACAGACGGAUACUACUGGACACAUGUUUAUGCAGACUAGGACAGGCCAGGAAGUCCUCACAAGGGUGAAGUAUUUCAUGAAACAACACAUCCUUCCAGCUGAAAAGGAGGUAAUUGAGUUCUAUGUUCAAAAUGGAAAUUCUAUGGAUAAAUGGAAAAAACCUUUAGUGAUUGAUAAACUCAAGGAAAUGGCCAAAGCAGAGGGCCUCUGGAAUCUGUUUCUGCCAGCUGUAAGCGGUCUCAGCCAGGUGGACUAUGCCUUGAUUGCCGAAGAAACAGGAAAAUGUUUUUUUGCUCCAGAAGUCUUUAACUGCCAAGCACCAGACACGGGGAACAUGGAGGUUCUGCACCUAUAUGGAAGCAAGGACCAGAAGCAGCAGUGGCUUGAGCCUCUUCUUCAAGGGAGAAUUACCUCCUGCUUCUGUAUGACAGAGCCCAAUGUAGCUUCAAGUGAUGCCACCAAUAUUGAAACCAGCAUCCAACGAGAUGGUGAUAGCUAUGUCAUUAAUGGCAAGAAGUGGUGGAGCAGUGGAGCUGGGAAUCCAAACUGUGAAAUUGCAAUUGUCAUGGGAAGAACUGAAAAUCCUUCUCAGUCCAGACACAAACAACACAGCAUGAUUCUUGUUCCUAUCGACACACCUGGAGUAGAAUUAAUAAGGCCUUUGUCAGUUUUUGGCUUCAUGGAUAAUUUGCAUGGAGGACACUUUGAGAUCCAUUUUAAACAAGUGCGAGUUCCUGCCACCAAUUUAAUACUAGGUGAAGGAAGGGGAUUUGAAAUUGCCCAAGGCCGCCUUGGACCUGGCAGAAUCCACCAUUGCAUGAGAACAGUAGGUUUGGCAGAACGUGCUUUACAGAUCAUGUGUGAACGUGCAACACAAAGGGUGGCCUUUAAGAAGAAACUGUAUGCACAUGAGGUAGUUGCCCACUGGAUUGCUGAAAGCCGCAUUGCCAUUGAACAGAUCCGUUUGUUGACCCUGAAAGCUGCCUUCAGCAUUGACACUGUGGGCAGUGCUCACGCUAAGAAAGAGAUUGCAAUGAUCAAAGUGGCUGCCCCACGAACAGUCUGCAAAAUCAUUGACCGGGCCAUUCAAGUGUGUGGAGGAGCAGGUGUUUCCCAGGACUACCCUCUGGCUAACAUGUAUGCCCUAAUCCGAACUCUGCGUUUGGCAGAUGGGCCGGAUGAAGUUCAUCUCUCAGCAAUCGCAGGAAUGGAGCUGCGUGACCAAGCCAAAGGGCUGGUGGCCAAAAUGUAG
Messenger RNA from Orycteropus afer afer, 2346 nucleotides. RefSeq names its product acyl-CoA dehydrogenase family member 11 (gene ACAD11). Lineage: Eukaryota; Metazoa; Chordata; Mammalia; Tubulidentata; Orycteropodidae. The record is from RefSeq and is a predicted model, not a curated record. Gene Ontology annotation, cellular component: mitochondrion. Gene Ontology annotation, molecular function: oxidoreductase activity, acting on the CH-CH group of donors; flavin adenine dinucleotide binding.